Messenger RNA from Drosophila miranda, 1066 nucleotides. Its product is annotated as muskelin-like. Gene Ontology annotation, molecular function: protein binding. The transcript has 4 exons. The record is from RefSeq and is a predicted model, not a curated record. Gene Ontology annotation, cellular component: cytoplasm. Bases 91 to 858 code for a protein of 255 amino acids. NCBI's taxonomy places the organism in Eukaryota, Metazoa, Arthropoda, Insecta, Diptera, Drosophilidae.
GAGAAGUGCAACAGCAUAAAACCUGCAGCUUUGGUCGCCGCUGCACACCUCUAUACUUUAUAGAUACAAUUAUUUUUGCACUAAGCAGCGAUGUCAUCAUCCUCAACUUCCAGCCCCACGGACAAUAGCUCCCACGGUUCUGUGGCUCUUUCUUCUUUCGCCGCCAUAAAUGCCGUGUCAGGGACAAACACAAGCACAAGUGGGAGCCAGAAGCCAUUUUCCCUCUCGGAGCGUUUGAACUUUGAGAUCUACCGUUAUUCCAGUUAUUCGCCAAAUUAUCUGCCUGAGAAUAUACUCGUAGACACCCCGAACGAUCAAACGUCCCGCUGGUCAGCCUACACCAACAUCCCCCCACAGUUUCUUACCUUGAAGCUGCGACGCCCCGCCAUUGUGAAGAAAAUCAAAUUUGGCAAAUUCGAGAAGUCGCACGUUUGCAACAUAAAGAAGUUUCGUGUAUUUGGGGGCCUGGAGGAUGAGCACAUGGUCUUGUUGCUAGAGGGUGGACUCAAGAACGACAAUAUACCAGAAGUAUUCAACCUGCGCUGCAUGACCGAAGACGGUUCGGAGAAUCUACCAGUACUGUAUCUCAAGAUUGUUCCACUGCUGUCUUGCGGUCCAUCGUUCAACUUUAGUAUAUGGUACAUCGAAAUCCACGGUCAAGACGAUCCCAUGUAUACGUGUGCGAGGAUGAAGAACUAUAACACACUACGAGAAAUUGAGAUUAUCAAGUUGUGCCUCAAGCACUUCCGGCAGCAGGGCUACAUGAGUGCCUUCGGGGCGCUUCAGGAACAAACAAAUGUGAAACUGGAGCACCCGCACAUCAGUGAACUGCACAAAUACCUGGUAAUGACUCUGUAAUAUCAAUGAUUUACAUUUUUCCAUCGAUUCCCACGAUUACGUUCAAAGGUGGUGAGAAGGCCGAGCGCUUCAUCGCAGAGUGCAUCGAUGAGGGGCUCAUGGACGAAUAUCUUUACAAGCAAGACUAUAAGCACAACUGGCAUAUGAAACACACUGAAAGCGAGGUAAAACCUGGCACUCGUGGUGGCCAUCAGUUGGUGGUGGAUGC